This is a messenger RNA of Pimephales promelas (fathead minnow), 5401 nucleotides long. RefSeq names its product transient receptor potential cation channel, subfamily C, member 6a (gene trpc6a). NCBI's taxonomy places the organism in Eukaryota, Metazoa, Chordata, Actinopteri, Cypriniformes, Leuciscidae. Gene Ontology annotation, biological process: regulation of cytosolic calcium ion concentration; calcium ion transmembrane transport; single fertilization. The record is from RefSeq and is a predicted model, not a curated record. Gene Ontology annotation, molecular function: store-operated calcium channel activity; inositol 1,4,5 trisphosphate binding; protein binding. Gene Ontology annotation, cellular component: plasma membrane; cation channel complex.
CAAAGUAAAGAGAAGCAAAAGUGUGAUGUCGCCACUGAAUGUUGAUGACGAUUGGUCAGUCUGGCAUUUCCCACAGUUCACAGAGAGCUGGACGUUCGUAAGGAACACACAGGAUGUUGAGGUUUAUUGGGAAUGCUGAAAUAGACCCAAAGGGAUUCUACAUACGCUCCGUCACUGAGUUUUGAGUUUGGAAGCUGGAAGCAGAGUUUAAUCAUGGUUCCUAAUACAAACAGAGAGGAAUAAAAGGUGAGGGAUGAGGGAUUUGCACAUGGCAUUUCUGCGAUUUCUUAUGCUUCUUCAUACUGAAAAUGUUACCAAUCAAGAAAAUUUAUGGAUUCUGUUAUCUGUCUAUUGUUGAAAUUGGGACUAAAUGCUUUCAAUUUCAUUCAGUUUAAUCAAAUAAACCGAGCCAGGAAGAAAACAAUUAAUUUUAAGUUUUUGUAAACUGGCAUGAAGAUUGUUACAUUCCUCAUUAGUAGCCAAUGAAAAGGAAGAGUUAGAAUUCCUCUGUGCUCUGCACAAUCUCAAGACUUAAACGGGAACAUAACAAAGGCUGUGUAGACGAUGGUGACUUGCCAGUGUGUAGCGCACACUCAAUCACUCACAGCUGGAUGUUUGGAUAACGGGAUUGUGCUUUGGUGUAUUCACAUUUGAGACGUGAACUGCCUCAGUUGAAAGUAUGAAUCAAAGGAGACCUGUUCUGGAAGAUAAAAAUCAAUCAAAGUAUCACACAAUUCAAAAGAGGAACAAAAGUAAAGACAAUCUACUGAUGAACGAAGAUUUUGGCGAGGACUCUUACGGCAGUUACGGACACUACCAUGGAGAGAACCUGGCCCGACAGGCGCUGCCCAAGAGCCGAAGGCAGGCGGUGCGAGGGGCAGCUUACAUGUUCAAUGCCCAUCCUAACAGUCUAACGCCUGUGGAGGAACGUUUCCUUGAUGCCGCCGAGUAUGGAAACAUACCUGUCGUCCGCAGGAUGCUUGAGGAGAUCCCUGAGCUGGAUGUUAACUGCGUGGACUACAUGGGCCAGAAUGCAUUGCAGUUGGCAGUGGCAAACGAACACUUGGAAGUAACAGAGCUCCUGUUAAAUAAAGACAACCUGUCGCGUAUUGGGGACGCACUAUUGUUGGCCAUCAGCAAAGGUUACACCAGGAUAGUCGAGGCCAUUUUGAGCCACAAGGCUUUCGCCGACUACAAGAGACUUACAGCGAGCCCCAGUCAGGCUCCGAUGCACGAUGACUUUUUUGCGUAUGACGAAGAUGGAACGCGCUUUUCUCAUGACGUCACUCCGAUCAUUCUAGCUUCUCACUGUCACGAAUAUGAGGUCGUACACAUUCUUCUGGGAAAGGGUGCUCGCAUUGAGCAGCCACAUGAUUACUUUUGUGCCUGCGACACCUGCAAUUACCAUCAAAAGUACGAUUCUUUUUGCCACUCCCGCUCGCGUAUCAAUGCCUACAGGGGAUUGGCCAGUCCUGCGUACCUCUCUCUGUCCAAUGAGGAUCCUGUGCUGGCGGCUCUGGAGCUCAGCAAUGAGCUCGCCUCCUUGGCCAAUAUUGAAAAGGAAUUUAAGAAUGAAUAUAGGAAACUGUCUAUGCAAUGCAAAGACUUUGUUGUGGGGCUUCUGGACCUGUGCCGGAGCACAGAGGAAGUGGAGGCCAUUCUGAACGGCGAAGAGGACGAGACUUUAGAACUGCCCAACCGACCAAGUCUCAUUCGCUUAAAACUCGCAAUAAAGUACGAACUGAAAAAGUUUGUGGCCCAUCCUAACUGUCAACAACAGCUCUUAUCAAUAUGGUACGAAAACCUGCCUGGACUCAGGCAGCAGACCACAGCCAUUAAGUUUCUAGUGGUUUUAGGUGUUGCAAUUGGACUCCCCUUUCUAGCUAUGACGUAUUGGGUGGCACCAUGCAGCAAGAUGGGAAAGAUCAUGCGUGGGCCUUUCCUUAAGUUUGUGGCACACGCGGCCUCCUUCACUAUUUUCCUUGGCCUUUUGGUCAUGAACGCUGCAGACCGCUUUGAUGGGACCAAGCUGCUUCCAAAUAUGACCAUUCAUGACUAUCCAACGCAGCUGUUUCGUAUGAAAACAACUCCGUUUACGUGGAUGGAAAUGCUCAUCAUUUCCUGGGUCAUAGGGAUGAUUUGGGCUGAGUGUAAGGAGAUCUGGUCUCAAGGUCCGAGAGAAUAUUUGCUUGAGCCUUGGAAUAUGCUUGAUUUCGGAAUGUUGGCCAUUUUUGUGGCAUCCUUCAUCUCAAGGAUAAUGGCUUUCUGGCAUGCAUGCGAAGCACAACGCUAUGUUGAUGAGCACUACACCGAUUUAACCAAUGUAACUUUGCCCCUUGAGGUGGGAUACUACCAGUUGGCUCGGAUCGACUGGCUCCCGUCUGAUCCUCAGUUAGUUUCAGAGGGCUUGUACGCCAUCGCAGUGGUCCUGAGCUUUUCUCGAAUUGCGUACAUCCUGCCAGCGAAUGAGAGCUUCGGACCACUGCAGAUAUCUUUGGGACGAACUGUGAAGGACAUCUUCAAGUUCAUGGUUAUCUUCAUCCUAGUCUUUCUGGCUUUCAUGAUUGGAAUGUUCAACCUCUACUCAUAUUAUCGGGGUGCUAAACAGAAUGAAGCUUUCACAACUGUAGAAGAAAGCUUCAAAACACUGUUUUGGGCAAUCUUUGGCCUUUCUGAGGUCAGAUCUGUAAUCGUGAACAAUGGACACAAGUUCAUCGAGAACAUUGGCUAUGUUCUCUAUGGAGUUUACAAUGUCACAGUGGUCAUCGUCCUACUCAACAUGCUCAUUGCCAUGAUCAACAGUUCCUUUCAGGAGAUUGAGGAUGAUGCAGAUGUGGAGUGGAAGUUUGCCCGGGCCAAGCUCUGGUUCACUUACUUUGAGGAGGGCAGGACUCUCCCUGUACCUUUUAACUUGGUUCCCAGUCCUAAGUCUGUUCUGGGUCUGGUGAUGGGGUCUAAGAGUCUCUUGAAGGAGAUUUUUGACAGACACAAAGCCAUUAUGAAGGGGUCUGAGCUCAGUGAGUUGGGAGAGAGCAAAGCUUGCAGGGAGAAGAAUCUUACAGGCUCCAGUCGAUAUCAGAAAAUUAUGAAGCGUCUCGUUAAGCGAUACAUCAUCAAAGCUCAAAAUGACAAGGAAUGUGAUGAAGUCAAUGAGGGUGAACUGAAGGAGAUUAAGCAGGACAUUUCAAGCCUUCGCUAUGAGCUGCUGGAGGAAAAGUCGAACAACAUGGAGGAGCUAGCGAAGCUAGUGAGGACAAUUGAAACAAAUCUCUCUCAGGACUGCUUGAUACUAAAGUCUAACUAAGGAAGUCAGACAGCAGUGUUUUUAUUUUUAUUUUACAGAAGCAUAUUUUCGACUAUUUAUUAAGCAAUUCAAUUUACGGCAUGUGGUUUCACAUGCUUCUCUACCUUGGCCUGCUGGUUUAACAGCUGAUCUUUCCGUGACUGUGAAGAACUGAUAUUCUGUGUUUUUGUUUUGGUGAUUACAUUACUGAACAAAGGUUUUUAGUAUGAUACAUAUGCACAAUUUACUGUUAAGAUAGACCAUAUAUAUAUAUAUAUAUAUAUAUAUAUAUAUAUAUAGUAUGAUACAUAUGCACAAUUUACUGUUAAGAUAGACCUUAAUAUAUAUAUAUAUAUAUAAAAGGUCUAUCUUAACAGUAAAUUGUGCAUAUAUUUUUAUAUAUACACACACACUUACCUAGGAAAGUACUGUAUAACUAUGGGUUCUGGGUUAGUACCUAGUUAUUAUAAUUAUUUUAAAUAAGUGCAUAGUAUGUACAUGGGGAACAGGACUGUAAAAUAAAGUGUUACCUAAUAUUCUGUUGCUGGAAAUUACCUCUAAUGACAAAUGUGAUCACAUUAUCAGAUAUAUUAACAUAAUUUUUCCUUAAUUACAUAGGCCUGGUUUUACAGACAGGGCUUAAAUUAAGCCAGCAUUAGGGUUUAGUUCAAUUAAGAAAUUUAAGAAGCUUUUAUAAACAUGCCUUAUGAGAAAAAAAUCAUUACUGGUGUGCAUCUUGACUCUUGAGACAAAACAAUCAUAUUUUAAGAAAUGUCAAUGCAAGUUGCUUUCAGUUAAAGCAGCUCAAACUUGCAUUUUAGUCCAAGAGUAGGCUUAAGACUUGUCUGUGAAAUCGGUGGUUAAAGUCCUGUUCAAACACAAAAUGUUUAAUGAUUUAUUAUGUUAUGAGAUAAACUAUAAUUGGACAACCCACUUUUUCAAUGUCAUAUUCCUUUUCUCCACAAUUUCUCCUUUUUGUGUAACAAGAACAUUUCUGUUCAGGUCACAGUUAAGUCUCAACUGAGCAUGAGAGGAACUCAUGAACAUUUACGACAUGUACAUUUCAAAAUAUCUACCACAUUAGUCAAUUGCUGUCCUUGCUGUUCAAAUGUUGUAACGUCAAUGGAAAUCUGAUUAUUGCAAUUCUGUUCUGGAAAUCACUUCGCUGGUCCUUGGACUUUCGAAUAUAUAUAUGGACAUUGUUGUUAAAGGUCCUUAAAAUGAUGAUUAUGUCAGAGAUAAGCACCUCAUAUCCAUCCAAAGCACAGGAAAAACCCACGUUUACAAGCAAAUGAUAUCACAGGGGAAGUUUACUUUAUAGUCAGAUAUUAUUUGUAAUAAUGUGUCAUACUGAUGUACUGUUCAGAGUUCAGUACAAAAGCAAAGUGAAGUAAUGUUUUCACAUUUCUAAAUGUGGAUGUUUUUUUGUCACUUUUCAUAUCCUCUCAACAGUGUAUAUAGAAUGCAAAACUGAGGAUAACUUUUAGAUGUAAACUGAGGUGGCAAAGACUGAUAGAUAGAUAGAUAGAUAGAUAGAUAGAUAGAUAGAUAGAUAGAUAGAUAGAUAGAUAGAUAGAUAGAUAGAUAGAUAGAUAGACAGACAUGAAUGCCAUUUUAUUAGUAAAAAAAUGCUUUAUAAGAAAAUCAUCACACAUUAAAUUACUUUGUAAAUGAUGUUAAUAAUUAGUUUUAUAAUCUGUAUAGCAAUUCCUUUUUCCAUUUCAACAUAUGGAAAUGGUAAACCAGUGUACAAUAAUAUACAGCAGAGCCAUUAGUUGGAAAAACUGCAUUUUUUUGUGAGCACAAACUAUAACAAAUUAUAACUUUAACAAUCUACAACGUUUAACACUGUCAGAGAAGUAUUUUGUCUUUUUUAUAUUGUAUUUCAUUAAACAAACUCCACUAUAUUAUACCUAACAAUAUAAGCUAAAAUUUUGAAAUAACUUUUGUUUUGUUACACUGUUUUACAACAUUGACAGUAUAUUAGUACAAUAAAAUAAGUAUAUAAGAAACAUUUUUUGGCUCUUAAAGUCAUUUCAUUCAUGUAUUUUGUUGAAAUUUGUGGAGGGGGGAAGGUUCUUUUAAAAAAAAAAAAAGACUAUUCAGAGGUACCGAUUU